Messenger RNA from Mya arenaria, 4192 nucleotides. RefSeq names its product allantoicase-like. Bases 113 to 1288 code for a protein of 391 amino acids. Gene Ontology annotation, biological process: allantoin catabolic process. The record is from RefSeq and is a predicted model, not a curated record. NCBI's taxonomy places the organism in Eukaryota, Metazoa, Mollusca, Bivalvia, Myida, Myidae. The transcript has 13 exons. Gene Ontology annotation, molecular function: allantoicase activity.
CGGAAACUUCCGAAGAAGCUAAAUUUACAACGAAAUAUUUUUUGCGAUCUUAAAACACGAGAAUCUCGACCUGCAUUUCGAAAUUAUUUCCAGUGUUUAAACCAGUUUUGAGAUGGCUACAGCUGUAAUAAACCAAUUUGGAUCUACAUCAGCGUCAGAACCAGCCUUUACAGCUUAUAAUGACCUGGCAUCUACAAAGGUUGGUGGGAAAGUACUGUUUGCCACGGAUGACUGGUUUGCUCAGGCAGAGAAUCUCCUCAAGCCUGAGGAUGCCCAGUUCCGGGAAGGUUACUACACGGAAUGUGGCAAGUGGAUGGAUGGCUGGGAAACACGCAGAAAACACGACGAGGGGUACAACUGGUGCAUUAUACAACUAGGAGUCCCUGGUGAGAUAGAGGGGCUGGACAUUGACACAUCAUACUUCACGGGGAACUUCGCUCCCAGAUGUUCUGUACAGGCUGCAUGGUUGGACAAUUCUUAUAAAGGCAGAGAUGGGGACAGGCUUGGAACCCAUGCUACAAGUGAAGAAACUACAGAGAUAGAAAAACUGCACUCUGAGGACUGGGAGUUUAUAGUGUCCUUAAGUGAGCUGAAGCCGGGAUUUCCAAAAUCCUCUCACAACUACUUCCACUGCAGCGGGAAGAAGAAAUACACACAUUUACGUCUCAACAUUUACCCAGAUGGUGGUGUGGCCCGACUUCGUGUGUAUGGCCAGGCCAGACGUGAUUGGUCAAAAGUCUCAGAGAGAAAGAUAGUGGACUUGUUGUCAGCCCUAAAUGGAGGCUUGUGUCUGCAAUGUAGUCGAUCUAAUGGUGGGGGAGGCAGGAAUCUCAUUCAGGCUGGCAGGGGAAGCAGCGUAGAAGAUGGUUGGGUGGUGACACCUUUGGCCACAAGACCAUCAGUGGUCCAGUUUAACAGAGAUGGGCAUAUGCACAAUGCUGGUUCAGAGUGGUGUGUGUUCAGAUUGGGACAUCCUGGGAUUGUCACCAUGGUGGAAGUGGAUACCAACAACUUCAAAGGAAAUUUCCCAGAUGUUUGCAGAGUGGAAGCCUGCUUCCUGGACAACUCUGCCAAUGAUUUGGAUACAAACAUUCCAAAAAGCAAAUGGAGGACACUACUACCUGUGACCAAAUUAAAGGCCCACAACCAACACUUCUUCUACCAAGACCAGCUGGAGAAGAACACCGGAGUUGUCUCCCAUGUCAGAUUGACAGUCAUGCCUGAUGGAGGUGUCAGUAGGUUCAGAAUUUGGGGAACAAAGGCAAACAGAGCCAUCGCAAAGUUGUGAUGUCAGUGGUACCUAAGAUUAUCUUUUAUGAAAUAUAAUAUUUAAGUUUUAUUUCAGACAUAGUAUAUUUUUAAGUUAAAAGCCAAAACCUAUAAAAGUAUUUCUGUUUUGAUGUAUCAAAUCUAUUCUGAAGAUUUGCUGGUUGCGUAGGUAUCUUGAAAAGUGAGGGGCCAUCUGAUCAACGAUCCUUUCUUCUAAUUGAUAUUUAAAGUUAAUAGUUAUAAUAUCUACCCUAAAAGCAAUAGCUACCCUAAUACCCUAAAAGCAAUAGCUACCCUAAAAGCAAUAGCUACCCUAAAAGCAAUAGCUACCCGGUAAAUAGGAGUCAGUUAAGGCAAUGUUUUUCUUGCAUUUAGUUAGAGAUGCUCAUUUCAUAAUACUGAAAUGCAUUAUCGUACAAUAUUUGAUAUUUUUAUGGUCAUUGAUUAGAUGGCACUGCAGUGAUUUUUUUACGAAAUACUUCUUUUGAAUGAAAAUAUGCUUACUUAUUGCACAACUAUAUAACUUAUAUAAUAACUUAUUACUGAAUCUCAGUUACAAUAUAUAGUUUUAAAUCUCUUUCUGUCAGUAGCAGUUUUAAAUUGUUGCCUUCUUUACUUUUUUUUUCAAAACAAUUUUUAAUGAAUAAAAUCAGAUUUUUGUCACUUGUUCUGAACUGUCUACUUAUAGCUUUAAACUAAAUUGCUCAAGGAUAUUUUAGUGAAUAUAAGUUAAUUAUUAGAAAGAUUAUCGUGAUGUAAUACUUAAAUUUGCUCAUUGGUUUUGAAGCUGUUGAAACCAAUUUUUUCUGAUGAUCUCAAUUUGAUGUGUUAUUGACCAAUAGUUUACUUGUAUGUUAUAUCCCCAACAUAAUUCAAGUUCUGUUGGGGUUAUAUAGGAGUCACCAUGUUGGUUGUCCCAUCUAAAUGUCUGAGGGAAAGAUUUCAAUGUAAUCUCUAAGUUAAAUAUCAGAUGUUUAUUCAAUACAGCCCCUGGAUAAAUAUCUACUGCUGAAUGGUAAGCUUACACCUUGUCUGUUUUGUCAGUCACAUAAUACUGAUUAUACUGGGGACUCCAUUCUGACUUUCUUACAAGGGAAAGUAACUUAUUAUCUGUUAACUUCAAUUUUUUAUUUUUUUUAUAUUUAUUUUUUUAUUACGACAAAGUCAUAUUUGAAAGUUCUUUAUAUGAAUGGUUCCAUGUUUUUCGUCAGAGGAUUUGUUUCUCCUACCCCUCACAGACAAAAUCUGCCUCUUUGACAGGGAAUCGGGGGGCCAGUAGAAAAUGUAUUAGUGCAGAAUUUCUUUAAGAAACAUUUGAAUCCAUUCAGCCUCAGGUAAGGUUCAAUCGAUCCCCACCUCACCUUUUGCAGAGUUCUUAUGUCAUACCAAAAGCUCUGACAAUCUUGUUCACAGCUGGGCUGUCAAGCUGGUGGCCUUGGGCGGCAGAACUUUCUUUUUUAAUUCUGUCUGUUUAGCCCUUUAUAACAAUUGCUUAUUAGUCUAUAUGUUCUGUUAGUGAAAUAAUUGUGGUUUUUUGAAGGUAUAAAUUUGUUGAAUCUUAAGAUGUUGUUGCCAGGAAAGGAAAGAGCGGGAAGUGAUGUUAAGCUUGUCACCAUUAUUUGCUACCUUUACAAAUGCUGGGAUAUAUACCAGGCAGUCUUCAAGAGAAGGGAAGGUGGUUUUGUCAUCACAUAAGUGGUCGGUCAUAUAUAUUGUUCCAUGUCUUUGUAUGAUGAACAUGUCCUCUCUAAGAAAAACAUCACUUUCAUCACCCAAACCUACAUUGCACAACUAACUGCCUGACUUUUCAAUGACAACUUCUGGUUUAACGAUACAGGUAAAAAACUUGGCCAUCAGGUUUUUCCUGUUUUUCCAUUAGUGUGUGGAUAAGAGGCUCCUUUGACUCAGACAUGGUUACUUAACAUUUCAACAUUAAAAGAACUGAAAUCUAGUUUCACUUUAAUGUUAACUCUGAUUUCACAGUCUUUCCAAACAGGCCUGUGACCUUUCCUGUUCUUGCCACAAUCUGUCAGCUUAUUCUUUCCAAUGGCCUUCUGGAUUGCUCUUAUUUCACUGAUGGCCUUUUCUCCAACAUGUCUUUGCUGAAGCACUUCAUCAAUGAUUUCUGAGUAGAUUGCCUGGUCUUCAGUUCUUAAGAAUGAAUAAUAGAACACCUUGUAGACAUCAGACAUACGUUUUGUGUUAACUGUCACAUCAUAGCACUAUAGCCACCGUUGUGACUCAUAUGGCUCACUGUUCUCGUGAUCAGUUAUCCCAACAAAACGUCUGCUCCCAUAGUUAAUUGAUUUUAAACCAAGUUCACGGUAAGCAGUAUGAUAAUAUUCGGAAUGCUGUUAUUUGAAAAUGCACAAGAAUACAUAAGUAGUUCUCCUGACAAACAUGAAAGUGAGUUCUCAUGUAACCAAUACAUACUGACCAGCAGUUUUAAAUAAUGUUCAACUAUCUUCUAAAUUUAUAUGGAGCUAAAUUAAUUUUUAAUUGAUUAUCUACCUCAUUUAACGUUUUGUUUCACUCAUGUCUUCGACCUAUUAAAUCAUAGCAUGAUGUUGAAUUUUAGUUUCAAUAGUUACAGCAGUAUGAGAAAGACAAACUUCCUGGUGGCCCUAAACUCUUUCUGUGUGGCAUGUCCUGGCAGCUGCCACACACAAACAGAUAGACAGACAGAAAUAUUAAUUACAACGUGUACAUAGUACAUUGUCAUAUAUACAUAUGUCAUGAAAUGUACAAAUAACAUUCAGCAAGACUAUAAUGAUAUUUAUAUAUAAAUAAAUAUAGAAAACAUGUCACGUGUCAGGUAAAUAAAAACAAAACAAGAAAAAAACAACCCAACAAACAAUCACCAAACAAAAACACAGAAUGAAAAAAAACCAACAGAGUAAUAAUUGUUUGUUAGUUAAAUGGU